This is a messenger RNA of Vanrija pseudolonga, 1129 nucleotides long. It is a transcript of the gene a5, whose product is annotated as Putative odorant-binding protein A5. The transcript is spliced from 3 exons. The record is from RefSeq and is a predicted model, not a curated record. The coding region runs from base 17 to 985 and encodes 322 amino acids. NCBI's taxonomy places the organism in Eukaryota, Fungi, Basidiomycota, Tremellomycetes, Trichosporonales, Trichosporonaceae.
CGUACCCACACAUACAAUGCUCGCUAUCGCCAUCGCCCUCCCCGUCCUUGCGACCCUCGCCGCCGCCCAGGUCAACCAGGCCGACCUUGCCGGUCUCGAGGCCAACUUCAAGGGUGCCCUCCUCGACCCCAUCCUCCCCAAGUUCUCGCCCCAGGGCAUCAUCACCGGCUCGUGGCCCCCCAACACGACCCUCACCCCCGGCACCAACGUCCCCCAGGCCGCCGCCAACAACUUCCCCGAGCUCUCGGUCGCCCCCUCGGGCGAGGCUACCGCCUUCAACCCCACGGCUUUCUACACCGCCGCCCUCGUUGACGCCGGCAACGUCAACACCAACCUCUCGGGCCCCACCCAGACCCUCCACUGGCUCAUCAACUCGCUCCACGUCAACACCACGACGUCGCCCUACAAGCUCAACUACCUGAACGGCACCACCAUUGUCGAGUACGCCGGCCCCGCUCCCCCCUCGGGCGACGGACCCCACCGUUACGUCUUCCUGCUGUUCAACCAGCCCUCCGACUUUGCCGCCCCCGAGGGCCUCAACAACCGCAACACCCCUGUCCAGAACAACUUCGACCUGGCUACGUACCAGACCAACGCCAAGCUCGGCGACGUUGUUGCUGCCAACUACUUUGUCGUUGAGAACGGCGAGGUCAACCCCACCCUCUCCCUGACCGCCACCCAGGCCGUCAACUCGUCGACCAUCUCGGGCUACACUGGCGCCAACCCCGCCGCUACCGCCGUCAACCCCGGCCCCGGCACUGGCCAGGGCCAGAACCAGACUGGUGCCGGCGCCGGUGGCAACCACACUGAGGGUGGUGCUGGUGCCUCUGGCGCGGGCUCGGCUGGUGCCUCCGGCACUGGUGCCCACUCUUCGGGCGCUUCGGCUGCUCCCACCGCUUCGACCAAGCCCUCGUCGGCCGGCAAGAUUGUCCCUGCCCUCGGCCUCGUCGCCCUCCUUGGCGCCGGUGUCGCUGCCCUCUUCUAAGCGCGUCCAACGUGUUACUCCCCCCUUUGACUUGGCUCGUCUGAAAACCAACAUCUUUUUGGACGUGGCAGCCUUCGGUUUCGUAUUCUACGUUGGCGUAUAAUGUUUCCCUGGGUAGCGUUCUAUGCAGCCUAGAUGAUGACG